Homo sapiens (human) is the source of this 16191-nucleotide messenger RNA. It is a transcript of the gene LARP1, whose product is annotated as La ribonucleoprotein 1, translational regulator. The transcript is spliced from 19 exons. Gene Ontology annotation, molecular function: RNA cap binding; RNA binding. The record is from RefSeq and is a predicted model, not a curated record. Gene Ontology annotation, cellular component: cytoplasm. Bases 9797 to 12682 code for a protein of 961 amino acids. Gene Ontology annotation, biological process: mRNA stabilization. Lineage: Eukaryota; Metazoa; Chordata; Mammalia; Primates; Hominidae.
AAAGACCUUGCUGUUCUAUCCUUUGAGUUACUGUUGGGACAACUGGGAAGAGGGAAGAGUUGCGAUAAAGAACAAGGAAGGCUCCAUGACUGGAAGUUUAGUCCGCCCAGUUUUUGUACUGGAAGGGCUUAUUGCUGAUUUCAUUAAGAAAACGUACGAAUGGGGGCUUCUGUCACCUCAGAAUAUCUUAUACUGUACUCACGUAUUUUGGGGUCUCAGUUGACCAUGGGUUACAAACUAUGGCUAGGGGGGCAGGGAUCCACUGUAUUGUAAGCUAUAUAUUUUUUCCAUUUAGAAACAUAGGCUUUCAAGGGGACUUAAUCUUUUUGUAACCCUCAAAGCCACCUUAGGAAGGAAGGUAACAGUUUGCUGUUGAGAGAAAGGUUAAGGAACUGUGGCUGUGAAGGCACAUACCCAGCUGCUACCUGUGAGCCCUCCACUCUUUCCCUGCCCUCUGCAGGCACGCUGGGGUUGAGGCCUCUGAGCCUGGGCCACAAAUCACAUGCACACAUGUGUAAGUGCAUGUUCCCCCACAGCACUGUGCUGGGGGAAGCAGGCACAGAUAGGGGAAGAUACUUAACCGAGCUGCCACGCAGGGAUAGGAUAUUUAAAACACAAGCACCCUGAACUCCCAGUCCAGUGUUCUUUCCACUCAUCUGCCAGAUUCUGAGAGCUUCCUGCCUGGUUUUGGAACUACUUGAAGUACAAAGAGGAAACUAAUGGAGGGUGGGCAAAGGCCUUCCACUUGGUUUGUCUGGGAGUACCCUCAAGUCUACAGCCUACCCCGCUGAUGGAAGCAGGCCAGCACUGGCCUGUCUCUUGGGGAGAACAAAUGUGGAUAGGCAGUGGGAAAAAGACCAGUUGGGCCAGAGUAGUUGCAGAAGGGGACAUGGGUUGGCCUGAGUCAGGUUGGGACAUAGAAAUCUCUAAAUAAUUGGUUUGUCCAACAAUCCUGCACCCCUAGUGUGGGCACAAGUGCCUCACACUAGGCCACUUUGUGACAAGAACGUCAUGCAGGUUUGAGAUUUGUAGAAGCCUGGCUUCAUUUUUUUUUUUUUUUGUUUCUCCACACCUAAACCGGUGCCUCAGUUUUUCAGCCUGUAAAAUUGGGCUGCUUCUUAGAUAUGCCAUUGGCUUGCUGCUGGCCUCCUCCGUCCCUUUGGAGGAGGGCUGAGGAUGAGCAGCUGACUUGGGUUAGCCCUCAGAUGAAAGGGACCAGAGUACUGAUGAUUGGGGGUUUAAAGACUGGAUGGAGUUUAAAUACUGGAUGGAUCCAGGGAAGCCAGCCUUUCUCUGCAUCACUGCAUCCCUGCCCCAUGCUUGUUUGCACUGCAGGGAGUAGCAGCUAUGGCACCCAGCAGCCCUGUGCCAAGUCUCCAGGCUGGGGAGGGUCUGCUCCAGGGAGUGAGGGGGUGCCUUGGUUUGCACUCUGGGAGCCAAAUUCCCUCGAGGUAGGAUAUUGCUCAAGAUGGCAUUUGCCAGAGCUGAGGAGUCUAAGGCACCAUCUUUUCAUUUCUCCUGGGGUCUAGUCUUAUUACUCAAACCCUUGGAUAUAACGGGUUGGUACUACCUUUGGGAAGACUUAAUCUCUUGCAUUUCCUCUGAGGUGGGAUUGGAGAGGCAGUAAAGGUCCCUAUUGGCUGUUGCUGGGCUUGUAGUUGCUCUGGGAUGUUCUCUGCUGUCCCUGCCCCAGGCCUUUUCUGCCCACAUAUCAUCACUGCCAUUGCCCCUCUGAGGUGCCAGCUCUUUGGAGAUCCUAGACUUGAAGCAGGUCAGAAUCUAAAAGGGCUUUGGUCACUAAGAAGCCGUCUGGUCACUUCUUUUACAGAAAACCAAGUCUGUAUUUUGACCAAAGUCUCUCAGGUGGCACCAGGGGGGAUCACAGUGCCUGCAUUAGGAUUUGUAGGCUUUGUUUCCUUGAGGAAAGAAACAGUUGAAACUCAGUAAUUUCAGGGAAAAAAAGAAAAACAGGAGGCCCUUUGAAUGGUCGGUGCUGCCAGGGGGAGAUCAGAAGAGGACUAGGGCUGGAUAUAGUGGCUCACACCUGUAAUCCCAGCGCUUUGGGAAGCCAGGGCAAGAGGAUCACUUGAGCCUAGGAGUUUCAGUCUAGCUUGGACAAGAUGGCAAGACUGUCUCUACAAAAAUUAAAAUUAGCUGGGUGUCCCAGCUAAUUUAGUCACAGCUACUUGGGUGGCUGAUCCAGGAAGAUCGUGUGAGUUCAGGAGCUUGAGGCUGCGGUGAGCUAGGAUUGUGCCACUGCACUCCAGCCUGGGUAACAGAGUGAGACCUCGUAUCUAAAAAACGUAAGUGAAUAAAAACAAGAACUUCAAAUACAAAAAUUAGUUGGGUGUGGUGGCAAGCACCUAUAGUCCCAGCUACUCAGGGGACUAAGGUGGGAGGAUCACCUGAACCCGGGGAGGUCGAAGCUGCAGUGAACUGUGAUCAUGCCACUGCAUUCCAGUCUGGGUAACAAAGUGAGACCCUCCCUCAAAAAAAAAAAAAAAAGGCGACUCCCCUGCGGCUUUGGUGCUUGCUGGAGCCCAGGCCUUCAGGUUGCAGAUGGUUCUAGAGCAUUGCCUUUGCAAUAAACAGUGUUUUUGAUUCUUGACUGUUUUUACUCACAUCAUUCCCUUUUCUGAGUUGCAUUAUCCCCACCUGGCAGGUGAACUAACGGGCUCAAGAGGAGUGGAUUCUGGUGGCCUCAGUCCCCUGUAGGGCCUACAGGCUUGAUCUGGAGCCUUUUGGGGACAAGAACCUAAUGUUUGUUUCCUGCAGUGCUGAGAGGGGUUUGGGGUAGCCUGGGAUUUCAUAUCCUUGGAGUCAGAUACCUUCUCACUGGAUAACCUUCGGCUAACCACUUAGCUGCCUUGAGUCUUCUAAAACUGGGAUAAUAGUCCCUCCAUUGUGAGGACUAAAAAACUUAAAUGCACAAAAGGGGCACGGCAGGAGGCCUGGCUUCCUGAGGUAAAUGCCUAGUAAGUGGUGGCCAUUAUUACUAUUAUUAGUAUUUUAAAGUAAAUAUGGCCGGGCUUGGUGGCUUAACUCCUGUAACCCCAGCACUUUGGGAGGUUAAGGUGAGAGUAUCCCUUGAGCCCAGGAAUUCAAGACCAGCCUAGGCGGCAUAGCAAGACCCAGUAUCUAUUUUAUUUUAUUUUGUAUAGAGACAGAGCAUUGGGUGAGCAAACAGUAAGAUUUUUAGGGUAAGAGAAGCUGUUCGGCUGUGAGGCAAAAGCAGGUGGACAAUUCCCUUCAGAACCUUCAUUCUUCUGGCAAAGCCAAGUUUUGGAGCUUGUUACAAAACUUAAACCCCAGCCCAGACUGAUCCCUUGUGACCUCAUAUCUGUCAGGACACUCAUCAUGUGGCUUCUUGGAUCACUGUUGGUUCCUGGUGCUGGAGAUUAGACUGGUGGGUAAAGGGAGAGUACCUCCUGCACCUCUCUUCUGGCUGCUGUUUGUGUGUGUAAUUGAAACUACCUGCUCUUGUAAACCAAUUAAGUCCUGUCUAUACAAGUGAGACCCUGCACUGGGGUUUGGAGACCUGGGUUCCUUCCUGGCAGUCUCACUCAUUGGCAGCUCAGUUCUUAAACAUUAAUCUGCCAUGAGCAAUUGCACAGGAAGCAUACAACUGCAGGUGUUCAAUUUAUGCCCACCUUCUUAAAUUAAUUUCUGGAGUUUAUAGAGGGAGUCAAGAAUCUGCAUUUCUCCCAAGCCAGCCCCUCUUCCCAGAUGCUCUGUAGACCACAGAAGUGGUAUUGCAAGCCUGCUAGCUCACUGAUCUACAGUUUCUACAAAUGUGAAGUGAGUGUUUUUCAAACUACCUUCUGCUCAGGAACUCCUGCUGAAUGGGAGUCACUCAGUUUAGUAACAUUUCUUUUGGAACAGCUCUGCUAUUUUUCUUUUCAAGUAAUUUAAGUGUUUAAUACAUACUAAGGAAUAUAAAUCUAAAAUAAAUAUCAAAACAACCCAAGUACAGUCUCGUGUCACUUAACAGGGAUACAUUCCGAGAAAUGUGUCAUUAGUUGAUUUUGUCAUCGUAUGAACCUAGAGUGUACGUACACAAACAAAUGGCACAACGUACUAUGGACUUAGGUUGUAUAGUAUAGCCUGUUGCUCCUGGGCUACAAACCUGUGUAGCAUGUUCCUAUACUGAAUACUGUAGGAGUUGUAAUACAAUGGUAAGUAUUUGUGUAUCUAAACAUAGAAAAAGUAUUGUAGGUCGGCCGCGGUGGCUCAUGCCUGUAAUCCCAGCACUUCCCAGCACUUUGGGAGGUUGAGGCGGGUAGAUCGCCUGAGGUCAGGAGUUCAAGAGCAGCCUGGCCAACGUGGUGAAACCCCAUCUCUGCUAAAAAAAAAAAAAAAUGCAAAAAUUAGCUGGGCAUGGUGACGGACACCUGUAAUCCCAGCUACUGGGGAGGCUGAGGUGGGAGAAUCAACUGAAUCCAGGAGACAGAGGUUGCAGUGAGCAGAGAUCACGCCACUGCACUCCAGCCUGGGUGACAGAGCGAGACUCUGUAUCAAAAAGAAAAAGUACUGUAAAAAUAUGGUAUAAAAUAUGGAAUAAAAAGUGUUCCUUCUUCAUACCCCCUGCUUCACUUUACUAGCCUUAAAAUAUUUUUAAAGAUUUUUUAAAAUGGCACACUGACUAUAGUCAGCAAUAAUUUAUUGUACAUUUAAAAAUAACAAAGUGUAACUGAAUUGUUUGUAACACAAAGAAAGGAUAAAUGCUGGAGAUGAUGGAUACCCCAUUUACCCUGAUGUGAUUAUUAUACCGUAUCAAAGUAUCUCAACUACCCCAUAAAUAUGUAAACCUACUAUGUACCUACACAAAUUAAAAAUUAAAAAAAUAUAUAUAAUAAAGUGGCACACUGGUAUAGGGCAGCUCUAUUAUAAUCUUACGGGACCAACUGUCAUAUUUGUGGAUGGAGAUGUCAUUAUUUGGCUCAUGACUAUACUUACUGCUGGUUUAAGAAGUGCAGGAUGGGUGCGGUGACUCACGCCUGUAAUCCCAGCACUUUGGGAGGCCGAGGCAGGCGGAUCACAAGUUCAGGAGAUCGAGACCAUCCUGGCUAACACGGUGAAACCCCGUCUCUAUUAAAAAUACAAAAAUUAGCUGGGCGUGGUGGUGGGCGCCUGUAGUCCCAGCUACUCGGGAGGCUGAGGCAGGAGAAUGGCGUGAACCCAGGAGUUAGAGCUUGCAGUGAGCCGAGAUCGCGCUGCUGCACUCUAGCCUGGGCCACAGAGCGAGACUCCGUCUAAAAAAAAAAAAAAAAAAAGUGCAGCUCUGAUUUAAAAAUAUUAAAUAUGGUAUUGUGGUUUUGGGUACCCCUGUCAGUUUAACAGUUGAAACUCAUUAGGUUACAUCAAAAUAACUGUUAAGUAUGUACAGAGAAAACCUACCUUAGAAUUACCUAGCAGAUUCCUGACUCCACCAUUGCUGAGCAAAAAAUCUCUGAAGGAUGGGACCCAGGAAUCUACGUUUUGACAAGCUCCUCACAUGAUAAUUCGAAUGCAUGCCAAAAAUCUUAAUAGCUUAUCCUGGAAAGCCGGCUGCAUUUAUGGAGAUCAAUGGGUAUAAGGACAAAAUCACAAGAUGUUAGAACUGGAAGGACUGUGGAUGAUAGGAUUCUGCCCACCCCUACCACAGGCCUCUGAAUAGAGAGACUGAAGACACUGGAGGGUAGUUCUUGCCAAGCAUCCAUAGCAAGAGCUCUGGUGUCUGCGCCAGGACUGUCAACCAGUCUCUUGACUUCUAGCCCAGGGCUCUGGUCACUCUUCCACUUUCAGUUUGGAACAUGGGGCAAUAGUCUUUCCUAACUAUGGUGUCCAGUUCUAACAAACUAAAAAUACAGGGGACACCCAGUUAAAUUUGAAUUUUAGAUAAAUCAAAUAUUUAGUAUAAGUAUGUCCCAGUAUUGCAUGGGACAUAUUUAGUCUAUAAAAUUACUGUUUAUCUGAAAUUUAGAUUUAACAGAGUGUCCUGAAUUGCUAUUUGCUAAAUCUGGCAACCAUAUUCUCUCCCCGCUUACCCCACCUUUUUUUGGGCACCAGUCAGGUUCAAGAAUUGCCCCAAAGAAAUGAAAAAUAAUUACCAUGCAUUUAUGGUACUAUUACUUCAUUUAAUCUGUUAAUCCUGUGAGCUAGCUGUCAUGGACCCCAUUAAUAGUUCAGGAAAGUGAGAGGUUAAGUCUGACUCCUGGGAUCAUCUCGGUAAGCUGUCAUUUUGCCUCCUCAUGAACCUAGUUGCUUGGCUCUCAUUGAUGUGUGGCCCAGUUAAUGCCUAUCAAGUUACAAGCUACAUGAGAGAUUGCUCAGUUUUGACUCAUCUGCCCCUGGCCUUGUGAGUUACUUAAUUGAUGAUGGCUCUUGGUUAGUACAUCCAAGAAUGGACUCCAAAGUCCACGCUGUUAACUGCUGCUCUAACCUGUCUCUUAACUCCGUGGCAUAGUAAAUUGUUGGUAGGGUGGCUUUGGGGUAGGGGUCGGACCCCCUCUACAUUCUCUCUUUUUUUUUUUUUUUUUUUUGAGAUAGAGUUUUGCUGUUGUUGCCCAGACUGGAGUGCAGUGGCGCAAUCUCGGCUCACCGCAACCUCCACCUCCCGGAUUCAAGCGAUUCUCCUGCCUAAGCCUCCCGAGUAACUGGGAUUACAGGCAUGCGCCACCACACCUGGCUAAUUUUGUAUUUUUAGUAGAGACGGGGUUUCUCCAUGUUGGUCAGUCUGGUCUCGGACUCCUGACCUCAGGUGAUCCGCCUGCCUCGGCCUCCCAAAGUGCUGAGAUUACAGGCAUGAGCCACUGUGCCCAGCCCCCCUCUACAUUCUCUAAAGGGGUGUGCUGGUGCCUUGAGAGCAUCCGUGUGCAGGGGUGGGGAGUCUGCAGGUGGGGCAGCACCCUGGCUGCUGAGCCUGUCCUGUCUCCAUGUUCAUAGCAUCCCAGGGCUUAACUCUUUCCCAGUUGGGUUGUAGCAUAUGACACUGAAGGAGCCUGUAGGCCAUCCUGAACUCACCGAGAGAGGCAAAUUAGCAGCUCCUGGGAAGCAAGGCUGCCUGGCCAGGCUGGCCUGGAUUGGGGGAACUAGUUGCUACUCGAGAACUCCAGCUUCCUAUCUGCUUUUGGGAUGACCCUCCCUGGAAAGUCCCUCCCACUGCUGUGGAAUUUUCAGGCUACCAAAUGUGCCCAGCCUGCCUCUCAGGACAGACAGACAGUGAGAAAAAGAUCUCCAGGGCCCACUAAGUCUUCCAGAGGGAGCUGAGACAUUCAGCCUUCCCUGGCAGGGCUCAAAGAGGAAAAAAGGGAUUGGAAAUGGGGCCCCUCUCAGAGCCACUUCAAAGCACCCUCCCCUGUGGUCAUGUGUUUCAGUUCCAUGUGAGUAGUUUUUCUUGACAGUAUCGGUAAUUUUGGGGAACAGUUCCUGUGACACUUUGGGUCCCUAAGGCCCUGCCCUGACCCUGUGAGUGGAUAUAGUUGGGCACAGAGUGUAUUUUGUUGAGGAGCAGAUAUUGGCUUCCUGGUUUGCCAAAGAGCUCUAGAUUGGGAGACAAGAACUUGAUGUUCCAGUGCCAGCUCUACAGCAAAUCACUGGUGACUUUGGCCUCUCCUGGUCCUCAGUUUUUCUGUAUGUACAAUGAGAUUCUCAAGUCUUUCCAGCCCUGACUUGGUCUGGGAUCACCCUCUCCACUCCAAUAAUGGGAAUAAUCCAAAGUAAUUUUUUGGGGAUUCAGAAGCCUCUUCCAACAAAGGAUGCCCUAAGAUUGGAAGGACAAUAAAAAUGAGUUUGUGGGCCGGCCACGGUGGCCCAUACCUGUAAUCCCAGUACCUUGGGAGGCUGAGGCGGGUGGAUCACUUGAGGUCAGGAGUUCAAGACCAGCCUGGCCAACAUGGUGAAACCCCAUCUCUACUGAAAAUACAAAAAAUUAGACAGGCUUGGUGGCUCGCGCCUGUAGUCCCAGCUACUCGGGAGGCUGAGGCAGGAGAAUUGCUUGAACUUGGGAGGUGGAGGUGGCAGUGAGCCUAGAUUGUGCCACACCCACUGCACUCCAGCCUAGGUGACAGAGUGAGACUCCGUCUCAAAAAAUAAAAAAAUGAGUUUGUGUUACCUGAGGUGGUGGCUGACCACCAAGGACAGGAAGAAAACCUCUGAGCUUGGCAGCCUCCCACAUCAGGGUAAUGGAGUCAGGUGUGCGUGUAGUUGUGUGUGCCUAGCAACCUGUCUGAGACGAUUGGCUUCUGAAGUCCAGGGCCUAGGAAAGCCCAAGGGAGCCCCGCAAGCUGAUUGUGCAUAGCUCAUUUGUUUAACUGGGAAUCAUCAUCAUACCUACCUUCUGGGCUCACGCCUGUAAUCCCAGCACUUUGGGAGGCCGAGGCGGGCGGAUCACGAGUCAGGAGAUCGAGACCAUCCUGGCUAAUAUGGUGAAACCCUGUCUCUACUAAAAAUACAAAAAAAUUAGCUGGGCAUGGUGACACACACCUGUAAUCCCAGCUACUCGGGAGGCUGAGGCAGGAGAAUGGCGUGAUCCUGGGAGGCGGAGCUUGCAGUGAGCCGAGAUGGCGCCAUUGCACUCCAGCCUGGGUGACAAGAGUGAGACUCCGUCUCAAAAAAAAGGAAAAAAAAAACGGAAAAAUAAAUGAGCUACUACAUGUAAAAAACUUUGGCAUCAUGCAAAGACAUUGUAAGGCAAGCUUGUCCAAAGGACGGCUUUGAAUGCGUCCUGACACAAAUUUGUACUUUCUUAAAACAUUGAGAUUUUCUUGCAAUUUUUGUUUUUUAGGUUCAUCAGCUAUCAUUAGUGUUAGUGUGUUUUACGUGUGGCCCAAGACAUUAAUUCUUCCAUUGUGGCUCAGGGAAGGCAAAAGAUUGGACACCUCUGUAGUAAGCUCUCAGUAAUUGAUUGCAGUCUAGUGGAGUUGAGAUACACACAGAUGCAACCAUUUCAGGCGGUAGUGAGUACCCUGAAGAUCUUAAAUUGUAGACUGAGUUAGAACUUGAUCCAGAGUUGCUGGUUUUGUGGCACUUUACAUUGGGCAGUCAGGAAGCCUCCUGAGGAGAAUUUAUAUUGAGAUCUAUGACUAGAUCUGAGGAGUCAGUCAUCUUGCUCUUCAACAUUGUGACCUUGGGCGAGUCCCUUCCUUCAGUUUCAUUUUCUGGACAACUGGAAUAAUUGUGUCUUUUUGAGAUAAUUAAGUAAAAUCAUACACAGCAACUUAGGUCAGUUUUUGGUACCUAGUCUUUAUGCAGUAAAAGGUGAUUAUUAUUACUGUUCUAACUAGAACCAAAUGUGCUCUUUAGAAAAGGCUGGGUUAGGGAGCUGGCACUUGGAGGCCAGGAGCUUUAGUGGCCGCUGAUAUAUUUCAGCUGUGUUGAUUAUUGAUCAGCUUUGAAGCAAGAUUUCAGGGACUGGUACCAGCAGUGGGAGUGGCCACAGCCACCCGAGGGUGGCUGGGUCCACAUCUGGGCGGGGAGAGUGGGAGCACUGGGCCACCUGGGUCACCACAGGCUAAAGAUAGUCAGCUGGGGCUGGGCCUGGGCUGGGCCAGGCUGGCCAGCAUCAUGUGACUGGAGCCUGGCCCACCCUUGCUCCUCCUCCCGGGCCAAGGGGAUGCAGACUCUGCAUUCCUGAGCUGACUGGUGGUCUGCAGCUUCCUUUCAGUGGGAACUCAAGAUGAUCUGACCUGAACAUUUCUCUCCUUCCCUUUCUCUGCCCACUCCUCUCCCUAAGAAUGCCCUUCCAGCCCCUCCUGCAUUUCAUCCGCAGGUCUAGGGAAAUUUGGGUGGGAGGACUGGGCAGAGAGGCCUCUGAGAGAUGGUACCGACAGCAGCAGCUGGUGACCAAGAACACUCUGCUCCAGCCAAGGUGGUGAGGGCAGCUGUUCCUAAACAGCGCAAAGGCAGCAAGGUUGGUGACUUUGGAGAUGCAAUCAAUUGGCCCACACCUGGAGAGAUAGCCCACAAGAGUGUUCAGCCACAGUCCCACAAGCCUCAGCCUACCCGUAAACUGCCACCCAAGAAGGACAUGAAGGAACAGGAGAAAGGAGAAGGGAGUGAUAGUAAGGAGAGUCCAAAAACCAAAUCAGAUGAAUCAGGGGAGGAAAAGAAUGGAGAUGAGGAUUGCCAGCGAGGCGGGCAGAAGAAGAAAGGAAACAAACACAAGUGGGUUCCAUUACAAAUAGACAUGAAGCCUGAAGUGCCCAGAGAGAAACUGGCUUCACGCCCCACUCGCCCACCGGAGCCUAGACACAUACCUGCCAAUCGCGGAGAGAUCAAAGGGUCUGAGUCUGCCACCUACGUGCCCGUGGCCCCCCCCACCCCAGCCUGGCAACCAGAGAUCAAACCGGAGCCUGCCUGGCACGACCAGGAUGAGACAUCGAGUGUGAAGAGUGAUGGGGCUGGUGGGGCGCGGGCUUCCUUCCGUGGCCGUGGACGGGGGCGUGGUCGCGGCCGGGGACGCGGCCGGGGUGGCACUCGAACCCAUUUUGACUACCAGUUUGGCUACCGAAAGUUUGAUGGUGUGGAGGGGCCUCGUACGCCCAAGUACAUGAACAACAUCACCUACUACUUUGACAAUGUCAGCAGCACCGAGCUUUACAGUGUGGAUCAGGAACUGCUCAAAGACUACAUCAAGCGCCAGAUUGAAUACUACUUCAGCGUGGACAAUUUAGAGCGAGACUUCUUCCUGCGAAGGAAAAUGGAUGCUGAUGGUUUCCUACCCAUCACCCUUAUUGCUUCCUUCCACCGAGUGCAGGCCCUUACCACUGACAUUUCACUCAUCUUUGCGGCCCUAAAGGACAGCAAGGUGGUGGAGAUCGUUGAUGAGAAAGUUCGUAGGAGGGAGGAACCAGAAAAGUGGCCUCUUCCCCCAAUAGUGGAUUAUUCACAGACUGAUUUCUCCCAGCUUCUCAACUGCCCUGAAUUUGUUCCCCGUCAGCACUACCAAAAGGAGACAGAGUCGGCACCUGGCUCUCCUCGUGCAGUCACCCCAGUGCCAACCAAAACAGAGGAGGUCAGCAACCUAAAGACACUACCCAAGGGCCUGUCUGCCAGCCUGCCUGACCUGGAUUCUGAGAACUGGAUUGAAGUGAAGAAGAGGCCUCGGCCAUCCCCAGCACGGCCCAAGAAGUCAGAGGAGUCCAGAUUUUCCCACCUGACCUCUCUGCCUCAGCAGCUGCCUUCCCAGCAGCUGAUGUCCAAGGAUCAGGAUGAGCAAGAGGAACUGGAUUUUCUGUUUGACGAGGAGAUGGAGCAGAUGGAUGGGCGGAAGAACACCUUCACUGCCUGGUCUGAUGAGGAAUCUGACUAUGAGAUUGAUGACAGGGAUGUCAACAAGAUCCUCAUUGUCACCCAGACACCACAUUACAUGCGCCGGCACCCAGGGGGGGACCGCACAGGCAACCACACCUCGCGUGCCAAGAUGAGCGCCGAACUGGCCAAGGUCAUUAAUGAUGGCCUCUUCUACUAUGAGCAGGACCUGUGGGCUGAAAAGUUUGAACCUGAGUAUUCCCAGAUCAAGCAAGAAGUCGAGAACUUCAAAAAGGUCAAUAUGAUCAGCCGGGAGCAGUUUGACACACUGACCCCUGAGCCCCCUGUGGAUCCCAACCAGGAAGUUCCUCCUGGGCCACCUCGGUUCCAGCAAGUUCCUACGGAUGCCCUGGCCAACAAGUUGUUUGGUGCUCCUGAGCCCUCCACCAUCGCCCGCUCUCUACCAACCACUGUCCCAGAGUCACCAAACUACCGCAACACCAGGACCCCUCGCACUCCCCGGACACCACAGCUCAAAGACUCAAGCCAGACAUCACGGUUUUACCCAGUGGUGAAAGAAGGACGGACACUGGAUGCCAAGAUGCCUCGAAAAAGAAAGACAAGACACAGUUCAAACCCACCCUUGGAGAGCCAUGUGGGCUGGGUGAUGGAUUCCCGUGAGCACAGGCCCCGUACUGCUUCCAUCAGCUCCAGCCCCUCAGAAGGGACGCCUACAGUUGGCAGCUAUGGCUGUACCCCUCAGUCAUUGCCCAAGUUCCAGCAUCCUUCCCAUGAACUGCUCAAGGAAAAUGGCUUCACACAACACGUCUACCAUAAGUAUCGUAGGCGCUGCCUUAAUGAGCGGAAACGCUUGGGCAUUGGCCAGUCUCAGGAGAUGAACACACUCUUCCGCUUCUGGUCCUUCUUCCUCCGAGAUCACUUCAACAAAAAGAUGUAUGAGGAGUUCAAGCAGCUGGCUCUGGAGGACGCCAAAGAAGGCUACAGAUAUGGUUUGGAGUGCCUUUUUCGAUACUACAGUUAUGGCCUGGAAAAGAAGUUCCGGCUGGACAUAUUCAAGGAUUUUCAGGAGGAAACGGUGAAGGACUAUGAAGCUGGCCAACUGUAUGGGCUGGAGAAGUUCUGGGCCUUCUUGAAAUAUUCCAAAGCCAAAAAUUUGGACAUUGACCCCAAACUGCAAGAAUACCUCGGCAAAUUCCGACGUCUUGAAGACUUCCGAGUAGAUCCCCCCAUGGGUGAGGAGGGCAACCACAAGCGACACUCAGUGGUAGCAGGAGGUGGCGGCGGUGAGGGCAGGAAGCGGUGCCCCUCCCAGUCUUCCAGCAGGCCUGCUGCCAUGAUCAGCCAACCCCCUACACCACCCACCGGCCAGCCUGUCCGGGAAGAUGCCAAAUGGACAAGCCAGCACUCGAACACACAGACUUUGGGAAAGUGAAAAGCUCCUUAGCCCUGGGGCUUGAGGGGGGAAAGGGGUAGGGUGGGUAAGAGUCCAUGGGGGUGCCCAGUCCCAGGAAAGGGGACAAUGAAGGGACAGGCCUGGAGUUACUAGGACAGGCCUUUGUGCUGAGUAGCAAUGUAUACACCAUUUGGGCUAUCAGAGGUACCCCUGGGCAGGAGCCUCUACAUCCCCUUCCCCCUCCUCUCUCCAUGACUCUUGACAUCCUAGCUUCUUCUAAGGGGGGAGGGAAAGGGGGGAGAUUUUUAUAUAUAUAUACAUAUAUAUAUAUCAAGUUUUAAAUUAUUGAUAGUUCAUCUGGAUUACCAAAAUCACUCUGCAGCCCUGCCCGAGGCUAGUAGGCUGCAACCCUGGUCCCCACCCCUAACCUCCUGCUCCCCCUCAAGCCAACUAUGCAGCCCACAAGAAGGCCCUGCGGGCCCCCCCAUUGCCCAGCACUGUCUCAUAGAAGGCUCUGGUGGUACCUCUGGGCCCCAGGAGCAUCAGCCCCUUGAUCAUCUGGGGUUUGUCAUCACCAUAUUUUCUCCCUGCUGUUCCCACCAUGCCCUUCUGCCAUCUUCUGGGAGAAGGAAACCAAAGGAUCUAAAACUGGGGUUUGGGGGAAGGUUUCAGCCUCUCCCCACUCCCCUUGCCCCACACCCUUUACUCCCCAGCCCAGAGAGACGCUGCUUUUACCAGGAAAGACUAUUGAAAGAUGUUUUAUUUUAUUUUUCUCUGACCUUUCCAUCCUUGAAAAAAUGGGGAAAAAAGAAGAAAAAAGACAAAAUCGACCAUAAAAGACCAAAAAAAAAAAAAAAAUCAGAAAACCCCCACCUAAUCCACAGAAAGUAAUGUCUUUCCCCUCCCCUUGGAAUUUUUGUUUUGUUUUUGGAAAUAAUAUUUUUUUAAAAGUUGCCUUAUUGUGGAGCGGGAAUCUGAAAUACCCAAAUGCCUGUUUUCCUCGGUGGAGUCAACCCGAAGAGCUCCCACCUUCUCUGGAUGUGCCUGGGCUUGGACUGGCUAGAAUCUUUCUCUGGACUGUUGCAUGUACAGUGCCUCCAUCCUGGAGGCAAGAGAGUUGGGAGUGGCUCGAAUCAGAGCCGUGCCCAAGAUAUCCCUGCUGUUGCAUCGUUUGAAGCUGACGUCCUGUGUCUGUACACUGCUGCCACUGUUGUGUCCUCGCUCUGCUUGCUGUUGCCUCACGCCAGGCCCCGUCCUGCCGUGACACCCUUCAUCCUACCCUUGGAACCCCAAGGCCAAGUUGGUUCAAACUGUUGGAGAACAGAGUUGGCCUGCAUCUGGAACACACUUGUCCUCAGCUUACCAUCUCCUCACACCCCAGAGUGGAAAGGUGAACACCUGCAGCUGAGGCUUGGAAACGUUUCUUGUGUUGCCCUGAAAAAUCUUUGAGACCUCAGGGAGGCUCUGUCUCUCUUAAAAGGUGGAGAAAGAUGCCAUUCUCUCCCUAAGGUCUGGUGGAGUCUCCCCAUCUUGCAUACCCUUCUGCAAGCCAUCUAUCUCUGCUCACUCUCCAAUUGACCCGCCUGGGAACAAGGGAUGAGGAGGAGUUGGGGGCUGGGGGGAAUCCUGCCAGUUGGUGAAGCCCUGUGGCAGGAAGGUAUAUGUGGACAUAGAGUAUACCUGAUUCUCUUUCUUCAGCCACUGACUGCUUGGGUUGGGCUGUGAAUGAUAAUGGAAUGGCUGGAGUCUGCUGUUGUCAGAAGGCAGGGAGGGUGAUGAAGGACUGACCCACAUGGACUGGGAUGUGUGUCGGUUAUGGGCAUGACUGCACGUUCACUCUCAGUGGGAUCUGGGCAACAUGGAGUUCAUUGUCCUGUUGCUUACUUACUGCAAUGUCUUUGGCCCUCCUUUUCAACUGGUUCCUCUGUUGGGCCCAAAGGUUGGGAGUAGGAGACAGUAUCCCAGGCUGACAAGGGCUUGCCCUUUACCUUGGGCACCUUGUUAAUUUUUAGCCUGUGCCCUUCCCCACCUUUGCCCUCCCAGUGGUUGGUAUGUGGGAAGCCCAUCUCAGUUCCUGUGACUUCAUGUCUCAAACCAAGGAUGAGCGUCUGGUCUCUGCUAUGAUGGUGGUAUCCGAGGCCUUUCCCUGCCCAGUCUGGUGCCUGCCCCACAUUGUACCGGACACUGGAUUCCUGGACCCCCUUCUCCUUUCCUUUCUUUCCUUCAGGUCACGCAGCCCUGUACUGUAUCCAGCACCACAGAAACCUCAGUGUUUUUCCUCUGCUGGUUUGGGGCACAAGGAAGCCUUAGGGUAUGGGGAAAGGCUGUUAUUACCUAGAGUUUACUCCCAGGCCAGGGGGCUGCCAUCUUCUUCACAGACAUCCCUGAAAGGAAGCCCCUUUGGGGCAGGGAGGUGAGGACUUCAUCUCAACAUCGGCUGGUGGUUGGUAGGGGAGCUUUUUCUUUUCUUUCCUUUUUUUUUGUUUUUGUUUUUGUUUUUGUUUUUGGUAACAUGUUAGGAGUUAAUGUUGCAAAGAGUAGUUUACAUCUUCACUUUCUGAAGACACUUGAAUUUAGGACCGAUGUAUCUGUGACAAGCAUGCCAGAAGUGGCAGGGGCCAUCAGGGCUAACCACUUCACACCUACCAUCGUCCCAUGGGGAUCCAAGACCUGAGAUAAAGCAACAGCCUGCCCAGAUCCCUCUGUUCAUCCUAUCCCUUCCAAGGUUGGUCCAUGCCAACAUAACCUCUGGGCAUCAGACAUCAGCAGGUCUGUGUGCCUCAGCCCUGUUAAGGGGCAGGUUUCUCUUUAGCCCUCUUCCUGCACUUGGGAGCAAAGGCACUACCAGUAGAGAAGGGCCAUCCAGCCGUGCCCCAGCCUGGACCCCUGGGGCUCAGAUAGAGGUGCUGAGCCCCUGUGUCAAAGUUGUUAAAUGUUUUUGUUUUGUUCCAUUGUAGCUCUUUUUUUUUUUUUUUCCCCUUUCCUGGUGAUUGAUUUUACAAAAGAAAGUAAGCUGCUUAGAAGGCCCUGGAAGGGAAGUGAGGAGGAGGGACAAGGAAGAUGACUAGUUACGGAGGGUGAGGGUUGUUUUUUGCCAAAAAGCCUGGGUAGAGUGAUCUGAAUUAUCUGGCACCCUCCUGAAUGGAACCCCAGAGUACCUCCUGUGUGGAAGGGUCCCUGGAUUUUCCCUAACACCCACCCUCUCCCCCUUCAGCCAUGCUGAUGGCAGAGAAGAUAAGAACUUGGAGCCCAUUUCUCACUGGAGAGGAAAACUUGUCAUCUGGCUUUGCGGAGAAGGUUCCACCUUACGCUCGUAGUACAUUAUCUUUACUAUGUGCUAGGAUAUCAUAUUUAAAAGGACAAAAAAAUGUAAAAUACUUGAAUGAGCUUGUAUUAUAACAUUAAUAUUAUUGAGAGUAUCUGCUUUCCAGGCUGAAGUGAUUCAUUCAUUAUUCUAGUCCUGCUUUAGUCCUUUGUAAUUUGUGGUAAUUAUGCUUUUCUUUUUAAUACAAAAAAAUGUAUAAAAAUAAACACUUGAAAAGGCAAAA